Molecule: messenger RNA, 3375 nt
Organism: Striga asiatica
Lineage: Eukaryota; Viridiplantae; Streptophyta; Magnoliopsida; Lamiales; Orobanchaceae
Source: the annotation of a GenBank genome assembly
AUGGCGUGGUUUAGAGCCGGGUCUAAUUUGUCUAAGCUUGCUCUUAGACGAACUCUGUUACAGAGUAGAUCUAAUGUCGGGCAAGCGCGAGUGGCUCCUGCACAGAGUAGAUACUUUCACACCACUGUUUUCAGGUCAAAGGCUCAGUCGGCCCCCGUUCCGCAUCCGGUUCCUCUCUCCAGGCUGACUGACAGUUUUUUAGAUGGAACAAGCAGCGUAUAUCUUGAGGAGCUACAGAGAGCCUGGGAGCAAGAUCCCAAUAGUGUGGAUGAAUCGUGGGACAAUUUUUUCAGAAACUUUGUUGGGCAGGCAACCACAUCUCCCGGUAUUUCUGGUCAAACAAUUCAAGAGAGCAUGCGGCUUUUGUUGCUUGUGAGAGCUUACCAGGUUUAUGGCCACAUGAAGGCCACAAUAGAUCCUCUUGGUCUGGAGAAGAGGUCCAUUCCUGAUGAUCUUGAUCCAGCUCUUUAUGGAUUUUCGGAAGCUGACCUUGAUAGGGAGUUCUUUGUCGGCGUUUGGAGAAUGGCUGGGUUCCUGUCUGAAAACCGUCCUGUGCAGACCUUGAGGGCAAUAUUGACGAGACUGGAACAAGCGUACUGUGGAAAUAUUGGCUAUGAGUACAUGCAUAUUGCUGAUCGCGAAAAGUGUAACUGGUUGAGAGACAAAAUCGAGACUCCUACACCAACUCAGUACAAUCGAGAGAGACGUGAGGUGAUCCUUGACCGGCUUAUUUGGAGCACCCAAUUUGAGAACUUCUUGGCAGCCAAGUGGACUGCAGCCAAAAGGUUUGGGCUGGAAGGUUGCGAGACAUUGAUUCCUGGAAUGAAGGAGAUGUUUGACAGGUCAGCAGAUCUUGGGGUCGAGAGCAUUGUCAUUGGGAUGUCGCACAGAGGUAGACUGAAUGUUCUUGGUAAUGUUGUCCGGAAGCCUCUGAGGCAGAUCUUCAGCGAGUUCAGUGGUGGUACAAAACCUGUGGAUGAAGUCGGCCUUUACACUGGAACUGGUGAUGUGAAGUAUCAUCUGGGAACUUCUUACGAUAGACCAACGAGGGGAGGUAAGAGAAUACACUUGUCCUUGGUUGCAAAUCCCAGCCACUUGGAAGCAGUGGACCCCGUUGUUGUUGGAAAAACUAGAGCAAAACAGUAUUAUUCUAAUGACACCGAAAGGACAAAAAACAUGGGUAUUUUGAUUCAUGGUGAUGGUAGUUUUGCCGGUCAAGGCGUUGUCUACGAGACCUUGCAUCUUAGUGCUCUGCCAAAUUACACUACUGGUGGGACCAUUCACAUUGUUGUGAACAAUCAAGUGGCUUUCACUACUGACCCACAAUCAGGAAGGUCUUCUCAGUAUUGUACUGAUGUUGCUAAAGCUCUGAGUGCCCCUAUUUUCCAUGUGAAUGGUGAUGAUGUGGAGGCUGUUGUUCAUGCCUGUGAACUCGCUGCUGAGUGGCGUCAGACAUUCCAUACUGAUGUUGUGGUCGAUAUCGUAUGCUAUCGUCGUUUUGGGCACAAUGAGAUUGACGAGCCAUCCUUCACGCAACCGAAAAUGUAUAAGGCAUGUUCAACAAUUCUCACUGUUCUCUGUAAUGUCAUAAGGAAUCAUCCUUCAGCACUUGAGAUUUACCAGAAGAAACUUCUAGAGUCUGGUCAGGUCUCAAAGGAAGACAUUGAUCAGAUAAAUAGCAAAGUCACUAAAAUACUCAAUGAGGAGUUUCUGGCUAGCAAAGACCAUGUAACUCAAAGAAGGGACUGGCUCUCAGCCUACUGGGCUGGUUUCAAGUCCCCUGAACAGCUUUCACGUAUUCGUAACACUGGGGUGAAACCAGAAAUACUGAAGAAUGUUGGCAAGGCCAUCACAAGUCUUCCUGAAAAUUUCAAACCUCAUAGAGCAGUAAAGAGGAUUUUUGAAGACCGUUCAAAAAUGAUUGAAACUGGGGAAGGUAUUGACUGGGCAGUUGGUGAAGCCCUUGCUUUCGCUACAUUGCUUGUGGAGGGAAAUCAUGUCAGGUUGAGUGGGCAGGAUGUUGAGCGAGGUACUUUCAGCCAUAGACAUUCUGUUAUUCAUGAUCAGGAAACUGGGGAAAGAUACUGCCCUUUAGAUCACGUUAUGAUGAACCAAGACGAGGAGAUGUUUACUGUGAGCAACAGUUCUCUGUCAGAGUUUGGAGUAUUGGGAUUUGAAUUAGGUUAUUCAAUGGAAAACCCCAAUUCUCUGGUACUGUGGGAAGCCCAAUUUGGCGAUUUUUCCAAUGGCGCUCAGGUGAUGUUUGACCAAUUCCUCAGCAGUGGAGAAGCCAAAUGGUUGCGUCAAACUGGCUUAGUUGUCCUUCUGCCUCAUGGAUAUGAUGGGCAAGGUCCAGAGCACUCAAGUGCUCGUUUGGAGCGCUUUCUUCAGCUCACCACUAUGAGUGAUCAUAAUCCCUAUGUUAUCCCUGAGAUGGACCCAACCCUCCGGACACAGAUUCAGGAAUGCAACUGGCAGGUGGUUAAUGUGACUACACCAGCAAAUUACUUCCAUGUUUUACGGCGCCAGAUACAUAGGGAAUUCCGUAAACCUCUGAUUGUGAUGUCGCCAAAGAAUUUACUCCGCCAUAAGGAAUGCAAAUCUAAUUUGUCCGAGUUCGAUGAUGUUGAAGGCCACCCAGGUUUCGACAAACAAGGAACCAGGUUUAAACGCCUGAUAAAGGACCAAAAUUACCACUCAGAUCUUGAAGAGGGUAUCAGGCGUCUGAUUCUUUGCUCUGGAAAGGUGUAUUAUGAGCUUGAUGAAGAGCGGAAAAAGAUUUGCGGAAAGGACAUUGCAAUUUGUAGAGUGGAACAGCUUUGUCCCUUCCCCUAUGACCUCGUCCAACGUGAACUGAAGAGAUAUCCGAAUGCGGAGAUUGUGUGGUGCCAGGAAGAGCCAAUGAACAUGGGUGCAUACAGCUACAUUGUGCCUCGUCUUGGAACUGCCAUGAAAGCUCUGGGUAGAGGCACUGUGGAUGAAAUCAAGUACGUGGGCCGUGGCCCAUCUGCAGCCACCGCUACUGGUUUUUACCAAGUCCACAUCAAAGAGCAAAAUGAGAUCGUCCAGAAAGCCAUGCAGCCUCAACCUAUCAAAUUAUAACUUGAAAUCCCAAGAGAUUAUUGACUGAGUUUUAUAGUUGCAUAGUUGAAUGGUACCCCGUUUGUGCGGAGAAUAAACCUGACACUUCAUGUUAUCAUUCAUGACUGUUACUCCCUUUCCAUUUUGUGAAACCCAUAUCGUUAAGAUGGUAAAUUUUUUGUUGGGAGAGAUCUUUUCUUUUUCUUUUUGUUAAACCAAGGCUAUUGACAAUAAUUGAAUACAACUCUACUAUUUUUUUUACUUAAUGGUAGACGUCUAGUAGAUAAAGUUAAC